CCAAACCCGCACAAACACUUCAUAAAGCCGGCGGCAGAAACAAGCGGCAGCCUACGCCUCGCCACCAGCCCACAGGCCGCGCCGCACCGAAAAGACGAGAGGCUGCGAGAACGAGCGCCAGGAAGAACCGAGAGCGCCCCCGAGAUGUCGGCGGAGGAGCUGCGUCUGGAGCUGGACGAGCUGAGGCGGCUCGAGGGCCUCGCCAAGCGCCCCCGCGUCCAGUCCCUCCUCGCCAACGAGAUCCGCAACGUUGAAGCCAAGUUGGCGAAGGCAACUGCACCAGCGCCCGAGCCGCACGCGGCGGCUACCGCUGCGCCUGCACGUCCUGGUUUGAACUACGUCACGUUGGGGUCGUUCAGCUGGGAUCAGGACAAUGACAAGAUCAGGAUUUAUAUUUUCCUGGAGGGGGUUGAGCAAGAGAAGGUGGAGACUAUUUUUAAGCCAAUGUCAGUGGAUAUAAAGUUUCACGAUGUUAACCGAAAGAAUUAUCGGUGUGCCAUACCAAAGCUGAACAAGGAAAUUAUUCCUGAGAAAUGUAAAGUUGUGGUGAAGCCUACAAAGGUUGUUGUUACCCUCUGUAAAGCUUCUAAAGGGAACUGGUUAGACCUGCACUUCAAGGAAGACAAGUUCAAGCCAAGCAUGGACAAGGAGAAGGAUCCAAUGUCUGGAAUCAUGGACUUAAUGAAGUGCAUGGAUUUGCGUGUGCAGAACAUGUACGAGGAAGGUGACGAGGAUAUGAAGCGCACAAUAGCCAAAGCUUGGACCGACGCCAGAUCUGGGAAAACCACUGAUUCAUUGAGUGGACUACGUUGAGAUGGUAUAAAUGGAGACUGCGCUAGCCCCUGCAAGUGUGUUUUGAUGGUUGAAACAGCGUUUACAAUGUGUAGGUGCUAGUGCUGGAUUGUUAUUAUCUGAAGGUUGUCAUGCCAGAUAUAUCUAAAUAUCUCCUCCUUUUGAACGAGGAAACGUGAAGCCUGGGCCAUGUUUGGUUAGGGGGUGAAAAAUUUUUAAUGAAAACUUUUAGCAGUUUUGACUACUAAUUAGAGGUAUUAAACGAAGUCUAAUCA
This is a messenger RNA of Panicum virgatum (switchgrass), 1067 nucleotides long. Its product is annotated as calcyclin-binding protein-like. The transcript has 5 exons. NCBI's taxonomy places the organism in Eukaryota, Viridiplantae, Streptophyta, Magnoliopsida, Poales, Poaceae. Gene Ontology annotation, molecular function: ubiquitin protein ligase binding; S100 protein binding; tubulin binding. The record is from RefSeq and is a predicted model, not a curated record. The coding region runs from base 145 to 813 and encodes 222 amino acids.